UGACAGCGUUGCUUUGGCGCUGUGGAACGAAGAGCGCGCCUAGGACGAGCUUUUGGAAGCACGGGGACGCGCCAAGCAGUGCAGAUGUGUCGCAGAUUUGAGAAGUCACUGUACAUACGGAAAUAUCUGGUACAAGGAAGUGGAAGGGAGAAAUUCAGCUCCAACUUAAACGAAAACAAUGCUCAGUUUGUAGAGGGAGGGUUGGGGGAGGAGAAACGCGACGCGUAGAGACUUGUCAUUGCCUGUAUACAGUCACUUUAUAGCGGAGAGCUAAAAUAACAUCACUUAUUCUCGUUUGUACUGGAUCAAUCUAUUUCAAAGAGCAGGCAGAACGUUCUGUGCUGGACCAAUGGAGCUGUCAGCGAUUGGUGAACAAGUGUUUGCUGUGGAAUCAAUAAUCAAGAAAAGAGUUAGAAAGGGAAACGUGGAAUAUCUGUUGAAGUGGAAGGGAUGGCCACCCAAAUACAGUACAUGGGAACCAGAGGAGCACAUCUUGGACCAGCGUCUGGUGCAGACCUAUGAUGAGAAAGAGCAGAAGGACAGAGCCCUGGGGUACCGGAAGAGAGGACCCAAAGCUAAAAGGCUUCUACUACAGAAUACUAUUUACAACAUGGAUCUCCGGAGCGCCCAUAAGGCCCUAGAGAAACCUCCAGCUCGCCUACGUCUUUCCCUGACUCGCUCACUGGAGUCUGAGGCAGAGGACCCAACCUAUGGGGCCUGUAGACGGAGCCUGCACCCCCGCCUGGCCCAUCGCAAGAACAAACCCAGAAGAUCACAGUUCAUGUGCCUGGCCUCUCCCCCUGGCCCCCCUAACCCCACAAAGGUCCCCACACAUGAUGAUUGGGGAAGGAGAGUAGAGGAAGAUGACAUGGAGGAAGAGGAGGAAACUCAACAGGAGCAGUCGGAGCGAGAGACAGAGAUAUGCAGUGGCAUUCUGAAUGGGCAGGAUAGGGCAGAGGACUGGAGUUCUGUGAUUGGCUCAGACGAAGUGACCGCGUCAGAGCGGUCUGCUGUUUGGAGCCCAGUGAUUGGCCCAGGGGAGGUGACCGUGACUGAUGUCACCAUAAACUCUCUCACAGUGACUUUCAAAGAAGCCCUGGCAGCCAAAGGCUUCUUCAGAGGCUGGGGCUUAGAGUUCUGAAACACACAGCUGCACAAACAGACGAAACCUGGUCUGGGAACAGAAUGAGAGAGAUGGAAAGUGUGGCUCUUGAGUUAUCUUUACACUCUGUUUGGACUGUGUGACCGCUUGUUCUCCUCAUCCCUCAUCCCCCAUCCCUCAUACCCUUCUUCCCUUUCUGGUUGUGUGAUUGACCUCUGUCCACACUAACUUCCUAUUUCAUUCAAUAGGCAUACUGUAGUGUACAGUAUAUACUGACUACAUUGAGAUGGGCAUACACUCCUACGUUGAGCUAUACACAGUAUACUGUAUACCAUAUCCUUCUAUACAAAACAGUUAAUUUUCUGGACUGUUAUUAGAUAAACAUGUGGCUUAGUAGAGUCUUGUGGUGAUUUAGAAAUCCUCUGCAAGAUGGCUUUAUCAGCCUGCAUGCCUUUCUCCUGUCCUCUCUCUGGGUACAUACUGAUACUCAAGACAUUUUGGUGACCCACUAAAGCCCUGUGCAACACAUCCAGUGUAAACUAACCUUAAAAGUGGAACCAAAAACCUAUAUAAAAAAACAGACUUAGGAACAGUCUGUUCUUUUCUGAAUUGCACUGUAUUUACGUCAUGAUGUUGUGUCAUCUUUGUGGAAUCUUCCUUGUCGCCUCCCAUUGGUCAGUGCCUGUUUAUCCCACUCCCAAGCCUAGACUGAUGGGUCUUGUUACCGAUGUUCCCUAAAAAAAAUGUUCAGCACUGAGCAAAUGUCAGGUCUGCUGAGCACAAACUUGAACAUUGUGAAAAUUCUGUGCAACUUCUGGCGCGCACUGAGGCUGUAUCCGCUUUAAGUUAGUUAUAAUAGUGGCCAAGUAGGCAACUGUGGCUAUUUGAUCAUAAUGUAGGCUUACCAGAGUUUCCUACCAUGAAGGAAAAUGCAUCCCAUAACAUUUUAACAAAUAGCUGUUCUAUCAUUCAGCCUACAGUAGCAGCCAAUGUGUGGUGUUCAAUGUUGGCCUACAUUCCACUUUUGAAAAAAGCAUGUAGGGAUUGAAAUGAACCUGUUUAUCCUUCAGACAAGGAGGUUAAUGAAAAUGUUGUUGUUUGAUGCAAGAAACCGCUUUAGAAAAUAACAUUCAUUAUUAUUUCCAUACCAUUAUUACAGAGAAUAAGGACAAUUAUGCUACCCUCUGCCUAUUGACUACUUAGCUUAUUCAAGCCUUUCUCAAUAUAUAACACUGCCCCCCGAGUGGUACAGCGGUCGAAUGCACUGCAUCUCAGGGCUUGAGGCGUCACUACAGACACCCUGGUUUGAAUCCAGGCUGUAUCACAACCGGGGGUGAUUGAGAGUCCCAUAGAGUGGUGCAGAAUUGGCCCAGCGUCGUCCGGGUUUGACCGGUGUAGGCCGUCAUAAGAAUGAGUUCUUAACUGACUUGCCUAGUUAAAUAAAGGUAAAAUAUAUAUAUUAUAAUAAUUAAGAAAGAAAUUGUCUAGAAAUGCACGCGUUGUAGGAAGCAACCACUCCACCAUUGCUGAUGAGAAAUUAGCUCUAACUAGGCUAAUAACUCACUUACUAGCAAAGAACAUGAACAAAUGUACACACGUGGCUACAUGCAGCUCUUGCGCUUGUUUUGAGAUCAAAGCAUCUACUCCGGACCACUCAUGCUGUAAACACAGUCCUUGGCACAGAUCAUAUGGCAAUGGUCUAUUUGCAUAUAGGGAUACUGCAGCUCUGAUUUGUUAUGGCGCACUGGUCUGUGUAGAUUAGAGUAUGGGCCUGAGUCGUGCCUGUCAAUGCAAUAUAAACCUACUCCAAUGCGCGCUGCCUACAAUCAACUAUUUUACAGUUUUGUGUCGGUAUGUUUCGUUGAAAGGGGCUAAUAUUGCGUUGAUUUGAUCACAAUUCACACAGCAGAAGGAACCGUUGAUAGUGUUAACCAAAGGGGAAAACUAGAAAGUUGAGUGAAAUUCAAUCUCGUGCUUCUCUGUGCAGGUUGAUAUUUCUUCUGUGCAGCAGUCCCAGUUGAGCACGCAGUUUAGAGUGAUAAUUGCUCGUGACUCAGUAAAAUGAUCUCGGUCUGAGACCACAAUGCAGCGAGGAAUUAUGGAAGUGCCUGAUAUUGUUUCUGUAGAGCUUUUACGGCUUGUGCAAGCACGCACCCACCUUCAAAACGCAACACUAGCAGCCACGUUUUUGGAUGUUUAUUCAUCUGAUCCUUUGGGCUUGAAGUGAGAAUGCUUCUUACACCUUAAUUCCAGGGAGAGGAGAGACAGACAGAAGGGUAUUGUGUAUUACUAGUCGUUAUUUUUAUAUAUCAAUCUGACAAUGUAAUUCAAUGUAUUUAUUCUUUAAAGGAGAAACCUUGUGCAUUAGUAAAUACAGAGGAACUGAAAUGUUUUUAUACUCUGUAGUUCUGAUGACUAAACUAUGUGCUCACGCUGUAGCCAUGACAAGGCUCUUACUUUAUAUUAUUGCCAAAUGUGGUUUGUUGCUUCUGCUGCUGCUUAAAUAUUCACUGCUGAGCAAGGAACUGUUGCACUUUAUUAUGGCUCGUCUAAUCAGAAAAGUGAUGUAAUAAAUCUACAAAAACCAUCAUCUAUAUUCUCCGUCAAUGUCUGAGAUUAUUUGUAUUGUACUGAAAAUAAACGUCUCUUUUAAUUCUUAA
Messenger RNA from Oncorhynchus tshawytscha (Chinook salmon), 3762 nucleotides. RefSeq names its product chromobox protein homolog 7. Lineage: Eukaryota; Metazoa; Chordata; Actinopteri; Salmoniformes; Salmonidae. The record is from RefSeq and is a predicted model, not a curated record. Gene Ontology annotation, cellular component: PRC1 complex. The transcript has 6 exons. The coding region runs from base 350 to 1141 and encodes 263 amino acids. Gene Ontology annotation, biological process: negative regulation of transcription by RNA polymerase II.